CCUGCCUGUCAGUGCCUGGGAUGAGUGAGGUCGGUAACGUAAGUGCGCGCGAGACCUUGUCUGGGCCACGUAGCGAUGGAUCUACAGUAGCACUGCUAACAUAUCAGUGUCAUACAUUCUAAAAAUGCAUUAGUACAAACACAUUUGCAAUAGGAUUAUCAAACAGUGGUGAACUGCAACAGUAGCUGGCUCUUUUUGUGGGUCUGCAGCACUCCAGAAUCCCUUGCAACUGAUUGCACGAAAUGAGAAAGAGGGCGCUCUCACCGAAGGUAAGGCGGCAGAUUGCAGAUGGCUCCUGAAACGAGGCACAGAAGUUCCGACUGCGGCUCAAAGUCCGGCGUGAAGCUCCCCCUCAAGACGGAAGAUUAAAGGCUGAAGCCCCGACGGACAAUAUAACAUUGACAGCCUCGAGCGAGAGACUAACCUGAGAGGCUUCAUCAGCGGAGAGACCGAAACCUCAGAGGUUGAAGAGCAGACACCCCAGCUUCCAGAGAAGCUUUGAGAGUCGAGCUCAACAGAAGCCUAUGGAACAAAGCUGUAGCAGAAUGUCACUCGCAGUCUGUCCUCAGUCUUAAGCAUGGAUGCCCUGUUUGAAUCUGGGUGACGCUUUCUUCCCUUCCUCCUUCCUGUCUCCUCAGUGGCGGGAGGGGUGGGGGAUUGCUUCCGUUCCCCCUGCCCCUCCUUACAACAUAGCGAGGGUACUCUCACAGUUUAAGAAUACCAACACUGCUAACAAACCUUUGGCUGUGCUUCAACUAGCACUACUACAGUCUCCCCCUCCCACACACAUGAAAUCCUGCCAGAGCCUGAAGGGAGAGGUGUCCAGCCCAGGUGGGAUGUCACAGGAGGGGCGCAGAACGCAGCAGGUGGCCCAGUCCUACUACCAUUCCCCCGCCCCAGACCUGGACCUAGCGGGCAAGCUGUACAAGCGGGAGGGCGGGGGCAAGCCUUACUCUGUGCUAGUGGACAACAAGAUGGCAGCCAAGACCCCCAUGGGUGACCAGACCCCCAGUCAGUUGUCCCCACAGCUGACUGGGGGUCUGCUGUCCUCCCAGCAGCAGUACUACAGAGAGGGGACAGUAGGGCAGGAGGGGGGUGCGCAGGGUUCCCAGGCAGGCAAUGGGGGCACCUCCGAGGACUCUGAGGAAGAGGAGGAGGAGGAGGAGUCCUUCAAGCGGGAGCAGAUCAUCGUGGAGGUCAACUUGAACAAUCAGACACUUAACGUAUCAAAGGGGGACAAGUCCGCCCCCCAAACUGAUGCCUCAGAGAGACACUGCAGUGAAGAAGAAGAGGAGGAGGAGGAGGAAGAAGAAGAAGAAGAGGACGAAGAUCUGGAGGAGGAAGAUGAGGAGGAAGAAGAGGAGGAAGAAAUAGAGAGCCGCAGAACGAGAGCCAAGCGGGUCCGGCGUGGGGUGGCCCCCGCUACCAGUCAGCCCCGGAGGAAGACCCAGUGCACUGCUCUGGGCACCACCGGCAUGACCACCAGGGGCCGACGGAAGAAGACCACCCAGCCGCCCAAGAGGACGCGCCGGACUGCCAGGGAGGGCAAGGGGACCCCAUCCUCAGCUGGCUCUGCCACGGGGGAUAAAGAGGAUGGGGAGGAGCGGGAGACGCUGGCGUGUGAAAAGUGCCCCCGUGUCUUCAACACCCGUUGGUACCUGGAGAAGCACAUGAACGUCACACACAGACGCAUGCAAAUCUGUGACAAGUGUGGCAAGAAGUUUGUCUUGGAGAGUGAGCUGGCCUUACACCAGCAGACUGACUGUGAAAAGAACAUCCAGUGCGUCUCCUGUAACAAGUCUUUCAAGAAGCUGUGGUCGCUGCACGAGCACAUCAAGAUCGUGCACGGCUACGCAGAGAAGAAGUUUGCCUGUGAGAUCUGUGACAAGAAGUUCUACACGAUGGCUCAUGUCCGCAAGCACAUGGUUGCUCACACUAAGGACAUGCCGUUCACCUGUGAGACCUGUGGCAAGUCGUUCAAGCGCAGCAUGUCCCUGAAGGUUCACUCGCUGCAGCACUCUGGGGAGAAGCCCUUCCGCUGUGAGAACUGUGCCGAGAGGUUCCAGUAUAAGUACCAGCUACGCUCCCACAUGAGCAUCCACAUCGGACACAAGCAGUUCAUGUGUCAGUGGUGUGGCAAGGACUUCAACAUGAAGCAGUACUUUGACGAGCACAUGAAAACACACACCGGAGAGAAGCCGUUCAUCUGUGAGAUCUGUGGGAAGAGCUUCACCAGCCGGCCCAACAUGAAGCGCCACCGCCGCACCCACACAGGAGAGAAGCCCUACCCCUGCGAGUUGUGCAGCCAGCGCUUCCGCUUCUCCAACAUGCUCAAGGCCCACAAGGAGAAGUGCUUCCGGGUCACUAGCCCUGUGACUCUGCAGGCCAGCAGCCUCCCCCUGCCUCUCCACCUCUCUGCCCCCUCCUCAUCUGGCCCCGGCCCGGGCCUCGCUCCCUCAGCUGCCACCACCUCCGCCCCUCUGGGCCUCAGCCCGGCAGGAGGGGCUCUUCCCCCACGCGCCCCCGUGGGACACGCCAACUUCUCCCACCUGCACAUGACCCCCUCUCACCAUCUCCCUCACCACCACACGUCGCAACAGCAGCAGCACCACCCCGGCACGCCCCAGCAAGCACCCCCUCUCCCCCACCACCACCUGCCUGUGCCCCCUGUCUCUCCUCCCCCCGCCCUCUUCAAGAGCGAGCCCCUCACCCACUGUGGGCAGGAGGACAGCAGCUACCUGCGUUACAUGGCACCGCAGGACAAAGGGCCUGGGGCCCCCCAGCAUCACUGAACCCUAUGUGGGCCCUGGGCUCCAGGCCUGCCUGCCACACCUCGAUUACCCCCACCCCAACUCUCCCUGGCCCCUGGUGUAGAACGGCCCCUCGAAUACUGAUAUGAACAUGACACUCACAGCUCAGUACACACCAGUGUGUGUGGGAGAGCGUGAGGGAUACAGACAGGUACACUUUCAGUCUACACUUUAGAUAAGUGAGUGACCCACUUAGCUAAAGACACAAGUCAACUGACACAGAUUUUUACAACCUCUUUGCUCAUAUCUUUUCUUGUGAAAAUAUUCUUCGAAAAUCCUGUGUUCUUAGACAACCUGCCUCCCAUGGUAGAAGGCUGUGUGUGUGUGUACCGGUAUGUGAGUUAUCCCUUGUUUGUGUCCAUUUUAUCCUCUCCACUGACAGCUGCUAAUGUCAUUAUUCUACUAGUGGUUCUUUAUCCAGGUAGCGGAUCAGAACAGAUCCAUUUCAUCAACUUAGUCCUUCGCGUCGACUGACUUUAACAACGGUUGCACAAUUCGGGGGAGUUGUAAGUCCUGGUCCUAAGGCUAACCUGUUUACCAUCCUGGUGUCAACUUGGUCUCCCACUGUCUCUCCCUAAGGAAUUCCACACUGGCUCUACCAGCAGUAGGCCAGGAAUCACUGCCAUAGGUCACAGUGGGGAGGUUAGAAAACGCCUGUUAGUGCUACUACUUGUCUGUUGCAACAGAGAUUCUGGUUAAUUGGUGCUUUCAUUGCAGUACUAGACAUAUUUCUUAUACACAGGCUAGAUCUCGUAACAUCUGGAGUGUAAUGUAACAGUGUGUGGGAUUGGUUGUGUUGUUGUUAUGCAGUUCUGGGAUUUGUCUUCUUGACUGACAUGUACAGCCUUAGAGCUGACACAAGGUUAGACGUUCCCAACAGAACAAACGUGAUGAACCUGAACGUGCUGUCAUAUAUACACACACACACUUCAAAAAGCAGUACGUCAUCACUGGUCUCACGUCACACAAAAUGCUUGUCAAGAGAUUAUUUUAUUUGUUUGUCUUCUGUAAUCAAAACCGUUCAAAUACCGCCACUGUGACGGGUUUUCACAUACGACCCAACCUGGACCUCGCAUGUCUCUUCUGUCUCUCUUUCUCUGUCUCUCGCUCCUCUGUCUCGCUCGCUUGCUUUCUUUUUCUCUCUCUCUCUCUCUCUUUCUUUCUUUCUUUCUCCGUCUCUCGCUACUCUGUCUCUUCCCCCGCUGCUGCUGCUGAGAUAAUACGGGUCACCCUGUAAAAGGUCAUUAAAACACAAGGUUCUGACCUUUUCAGCACAACUCUGAACUGAAAAAUCUGUAUUUUUAUUCCAACCAGCCUAUCUGCCACAGCUUGGUGUGGAGCAGGACACAUUUUGUUGUUGUAAUGUAGCGGUUUGUUCUCCUUAGUGUUACAUAUACUGUCUAAGGUUACGCAAACAUUGAGGCCCUAUCUCACACGUUGGCAAAUAAUGAUGAAUCAAAACAUGUUGAAUGUUGCCCUAGAUGUAGUGAUACAGGCUAACGGUUUAGCGAUCAAAUGUGUUAUUUUCUAGUGCUAUUUUCUGGAAAUAUGUUACAUUCAGUUUCAGACUGAAGAAUUGUUCCCAUCUCGCUCGGAACAUCCUGUUGAGUGAUCGGUUGGAGGAUUAUGUCUAACAUGCGUUUCAAUUUCUGGUGUUGGAUACAUUUACUCAAGUUGUACAUUUACUCAAAGAAAUCACGUUUGCAUUAUGUAACCUUUUUGUUGUGUGAAUGUUCUCGCUGUCCCAUUGUAUGACGUUCUGACUGUCCGGUUGUUGUUCGUAUUGAUGAAUGACCGAGAGAGAUUCUGUCUUGUCAGAUUGUUGGUAGUGGGUUGUAGGAUGUUGUCCACCCCCACCCCACUCUUCUCAGAUAAGACUGAGUGUUGAGGAGCAAUGUUAAAGUGUGUGUUUGUCUCGGUAAUGGCAAAAUGGAACCCCUAUGGUGCUGUUGUAACAAAUGCUACCAUUACACAGCCUGGCCCUGGCCAUAUUCUGUCUGUCGUUCAACUCUCUGGGUCUCUCCCUCUGCACUCCCUGCUAAAGCCGUGCCAUCUGUUUGAAAGGGGGUUCUGAGGUUGAUUUUGUACACACACAAGAAUAUGUCUGACAUGUUUCUGUGGAUUAACACAUAAUGGGUAUAGCAUAGUGGUGGUUCAGGCUGAGUAGUGGAUCAGGUUACUGUUUGUAUAUUGGGAGAAACUGAAGAGGAACAGUAGCAUCCAUUAGCAAAUCCCUGUACCACCUUGAGUUGCGGGUAUUUGGCCCAUUGGAUUUGGUUGAACAGAUGCCCACCCUCUCGAGAGCUACAACCAUUCUGCCAUUACUGUGGGUCUGUUAGUUGGGCCUCAGUAUCAGCUUGACCAUGAGUUACUUACUGUUUUUCAUGGCGUUUCAGUAUGAGGCUUUUUUUCUUUCUUUUUUUUUUAACGUUGGUUUUAAAAAGCUUUUCUAUUUGUGUGUAUCCUCUGCACUUUACUGCUGCGUGAGCGAGUCGCAGUGAAGGGAGGGACUGACAAUGCAUUGUGUGAGUGAAGUGAUGUGUUGGUUCAUGGAGGAGGGAGGCGGUUGGUUAGGUGAGUGGCCGUUUGAGUAAGGAAAAGGAGGAGAAUCAAUCUGGAGGUGGAUAGCGUGGAAGGGCCAUGGCAAAAGGAAAUGUUUUGUUUAGUUCAUAUAUUUGUUUUGUUUUUAAAUUCCUGUAAGUCAAUAGACUGGCUCUAAUAUGGACUCCCAAAGAGUGAUCGAGUAGUGUUGUUCCUCCUGCUUUGGCGAUUUUUUUUUUUUUUUACACUAGCCCCUCCCUGCUUCAUCUGAUCUGAAAUACAUUGAGGUGUUUGUCUGCCUCAUAUCCAGAGGUCCCUCUUUGUUGUGUAACAUUUUCUCUUCCGAUUUACUGUAUGAUUCUCCUCCUUUCAAAUUUGUUAUAUAGAAUGCACUUUUGACUAAAAUCCUGGCUAGUUAAGAAAAAUAACAAUGUAUAUUCUUUAAAGAUGUAAAAAAAAAAAAAAAUCUAUAUACUUUUUCCCCUCAAGUAUUUUUAACCACUUAAUGUAGCAUUGCAUAUUUUAUUAUUGUGAGUAUCUGGUACAAAAUUGUGCAGCUUUAUACUGUCCUGGGUUGUUUUUUUGCUGGGGGUGGGGGGGGUUGUUUUGUAUGUUUGUUUUUGGAGAUUGAGGAGAAGUUGUAAUGUUGGGCCUUUUUUUAAUAAUGUACAUUUAACGGACUCUGCUAACUUUCAGAAGUAAAAAAUGAGUAGCCAUAAUUAUCACAUAUUUGUGUGCUGUCGUGUGUUCUUCUCUGUCAGAUCCUAUGUGGUAUUGGUAGCUUCAUGUGCAUUUGAAAACUAAUCUUUGCAUUAACCUUUCUAGCACAGGCGUUCUGCUAGCGGAACCCCUCGACAACAUUUUACUGAAGGCAGCGUGCGAAAUUCAAAAAUAUUUUUUUGAAAUAUGUAACUUUCACACAUUAAACAAGUCCAAUAC
Messenger RNA from Oncorhynchus gorbuscha (pink salmon), 6290 nucleotides. RefSeq names its product zinc finger protein 652-like. Gene Ontology annotation, biological process: regulation of transcription by RNA polymerase II. Gene Ontology annotation, molecular function: DNA-binding transcription activator activity, RNA polymerase II-specific; RNA polymerase II cis-regulatory region sequence-specific DNA binding. The transcript has 6 exons. Bases 582 to 2792 code for a protein of 736 amino acids. The record is from RefSeq and is a predicted model, not a curated record. Lineage: Eukaryota; Metazoa; Chordata; Actinopteri; Salmoniformes; Salmonidae. Gene Ontology annotation, cellular component: nucleus.